AUGGGUUAUCAGCAUCCUCCUCCCUCCAUCGCAGAGCAUGAUUCCAUCUUUGUGGCAGUGCCGUCAACAGACGACAAGGUCAUCGACGUGUACAGCUUCCCUGGUGAGCUACUCAAGGUCAGGAUCCCACAGAUACGAACCGUCGAAACAGGCAUGGUCAUGGCCGUGAAAUUUGUUCGUAAUAGAGCCACGCAGAGACUUCUCCUGCUCGCAGGGUACGAAGGCGGGAUUACUGCAGCGUUCAAGCUGGCUGAAGAACACCCCGACACGAGCGUAGAGACCGCCCAGCUUGUAUACCUUAGUCAACCCCAUUCUCAGCCAAUUCUGUCGUUGGACGCUUCGCCAGAGGGCGACUUCUAUUACACGUCCUCGGCAGAUGCUAUAAUAGCCAAGCAUCAGAUACCCGAGUUGCCAUCCAUUCCGGGCAAAGAAGACCAUGACCCAGAUGUGUCUUCGGGUCUGUUCACAAAGCAAACUGUUCAAGAGUCGAGCUCUAGGACAUCGAAACCCAGCGGUCUAUCUUCAUUGCUUUCGUCCGCGACGCCACUACCGAAGUUCAAGCCUGCUCCGCCAGCGCAAAAAGUGGUAGCUUUACAACAGCCGUUUAAAGUAAUAGACACCAAACACGCAGGUCAACAGUCACUCCGAGUUCGCUCCGAUGGCAGGCUUCUGAUUACCGGUGGUUGGGACUCACGGAUCCGCAUAUACAGCACCAAGACGCUCAAGGAAGUUGCCGUGCUCAAGUGGCACAAGGAAGGAGUCUACUCCACUGCAUUCGGUGAGAUUCUUUCACAAGAUGAGAUAGGAUGCGGAGAUGGGGCUAUCAACAAGCGGCAAAGAGACCGUGAGGAGCAGUCGAAGCUUAAACACUGGGUCGCUGCAGGAGCUAAGGACGGGAAAGUCAGUUUGUGGGAAGUGUUUUGA
Molecule: messenger RNA, 924 nt
Organism: Alternaria ventricosa
Lineage: Eukaryota; Fungi; Ascomycota; Dothideomycetes; Pleosporales; Pleosporaceae
Exons: 1
Coding region: 1-924 (307 amino acids)
Molecular function (GO): protein binding
Source: RefSeq, a predicted model, not a curated record